AUGGCGUCUGUGAGUGCAGUCACCGUAUCUGACGGUGGCUUGUCCACCGUCACUCUGUCGAAGAAGUCCAUUAGACGCGAGGUGGACAUCGUAGCGGGCGUGACUAUGAAAGAGCGAAACAAGCAGAGCCUUACGAUCUGUGUCGUUCGUGAAGAGAGUGUGAGGAAGCUAGAAAUGGCUUGCAAGUAUAUCCGUGGACUUUUUGAACGAGACUCGCCGCCAAUGGCCUACACAUCCGUCGCACUUCUCCAGCAGACCAUCGACGCAGCUGAACUCUCGGGCAAGCAUCGCGUCUUGAACCUUCUCUUCAGCCCCGAAAUUGAAGAUGUGACCUUUGACGUGCCUUCUCAUUUCAGCCACCUGAAGAUUCUCCGAUGUGCUGCAAAGGGCGACAAAGGCAGACUGUUCGUGGACGGGUCAUCCACCUACAACAACGUCCGUCUGGACAAAUGGCAGCAACACCGACACAAGAACCACACUCUUAUCGUCGGCGACGAGAGAGGUGUUCGGAUCAAGCUGAAUGAUAUCGUCAGCCUCCCUCACUGGGCCAGAUGCCGCAGUAACUUCGAUGAAUCGGAGCAACAGGAACUCUUUCAGCAAUUCGAGAAGCUGUCGGAUAAAACUGCCUGGGACAACAUCAAGGGAGUUGUGUCCACCAUUUUGGGCAUUGCAGUCGGUGCCGUCAAGUUCGGCGUCAGGUUCAAUGGAAGCGCUGGCGGCAUCUACGUCAAGUACACGUUUGGAAUGCAUGCGAUUGAACUAGGGGCUGCUGGUGCCAAGGUCAGCGCUGUGGCCACAGCAGCAGGUUCGGCUGUCGUUCUCGGAGUGGCAGCUGCAGCUGCGGUCUACUUCAUACCAUGGGACAGCCUUUUUGCCUGGUUGAAGGGGGCGUUCAGCAGCUUCUGGGACAAGAUACGUAAGCUCUGGCAGCAGUUCAAGGGCUGGGUUGUGGAGCUAUUCACAAAGGAAUCUGAGCAUGAAGUCAACCAGCAAAAGAUGUUGGUCAAAGCUGCCUAG
Colletotrichum truncatum is the source of this 1017-nucleotide messenger RNA. RefSeq lists its product as uncharacterized. NCBI's taxonomy places the organism in Eukaryota, Fungi, Ascomycota, Sordariomycetes, Glomerellales, Glomerellaceae. The record is from RefSeq and is a predicted model, not a curated record.